AGCAAGAUCUUUGAAAAUGUCGCGCUUCAUCAGCAUUUCAGAGCCUUCCAAAAACCCUAGAAGCCGUACGGAAGAGAGAGGUGGGAACAGAACUGCCAUUCUACCUACCUUCCAGGAACUCGUGGCGCGGGAGUCGCUCAAGAAGGUCUCGCUGUGGUUCGAAUCGUGGCGGGACUGGCAGCGCCGCGUCUUUGUCUGCCGGGUCAUGGAGGGGAGCAGCAGGGGCCAGCUCCGAGUCCUGGCAACCGUUCUCGAGCCCGUUCUACACAUCGACUUCUCCAGUUCCCUCGUCCCGCACCUCGCCUCCCUCCACGUGGACGGCUCCGCCACCUUCCAGGUACAGCGAGGGGUACUGCGGAGAGUUCUCUGCGAACCUGAGUGGCCGGAGCGGGAGACCAGCACCUGCGCUCACCUGCCCUCCCUUCCGACUACCUUAGCCAGCUCAGAGACCGGCAAAUAUGACGGUGGGUCGGUGACUUGCGACGAGACGGGUCGGUUGACAGUUGGGGAAGAAAAGAACGAGAUUCUGCGUCCCGCACUUCCUCUCACGCACCCACAACACGCUCAGAUAUCCCAAAACUCGAGUCUAGAGGAAACGUUGGGGCUGCGUCACACCCGUUUCAGCUCAGUACCAGAUUUCCAGUCCACUACUAACCUCCUGCGAGACGUAAAACGCAAAGACCUGCUCAGACCACGACACCAUAAGAGGUCACGGUCUCUCGGCUCGUACCACCGCCUCACUAAAUCAAGAACAAGCCAUCAUCAGAAGCAGCAAGAGGCUGAAAAGUUCAAGAUUCAGCUUGCAUCUGUGUCUGAGUGGAUGUCGGUGUGGCCUGAAAAGCUGAAGUCUCAACUGUUGCUGGAACUAGUCAAACUGUGCAACAAUGAAUUGCUGGCCUACUUUGUCCAAUGUCUCUAUCAACGACUUCAAGAGCAGAUUGGACUGGACUCUCUGUCAGAUUCACUAAUUCUCAAGAUCUUCUCUUACCUGGACCCUGUGAUGCUGUGCCGAUGUGCUCAGGUGUGCCAAAGAUGGAAUAACAUCUCAAACUCAGCGUGGCUGUGGGAGGAGCACUGCCGUGACCUGGGGAGGAGGGAGGGUGUGGGUGAUCUGGUGACUCCGGUGAGGAGUGUGUGUGGGCAGAGGGAGGGUGGAGUGGUCGACUGGAAACUCGCCUACAAGGAACUCACCAGUGUGAUAGCUCAAAUCAGGCAACUGGUGCUUAAUACAGUAGCAGAAAAGGAGAAAAGGGAGAGAGAAAUGGAAGAAAGAAAAGCUGCUGUGUGUAUGACAAAAACAGCUCUUAGAGCUCGCCUCUCUCUCAGGGAGAUGAUAGACCUUGCGAGAACUCACUCCCACACGCCGCUCUCCACCAUCCAAGAAGUGCUUGGGUCUGCCCCUGAGAGCCCCACCACAGUUCGCAGGAGGCACAGGAGAGAGAGGCAGGCAAUGGAGGAAGAGAGACUCAGACAAGAGUCUGAGAGAGCUCUCUCCAGUAGAUACCAGCACCGCAGACCUUACGACCGCAGUAACCCCAGCUCAAGGAUGGAGGGUCUUAUUGUAGCAGAAGAGGAGUCCCGCAGAUCAGUCCACCACCCACACAGAUCAACUUCACCGGACAUCAUCGACCUCAUACAAGAAGCACAGGACCGUCGCUCUGGCCUCCGCUACCUGCCCAAUCCUGAUGGUGUUAGGUGUCUAGUGUUGGCUGGAUGUCUGCUGGCCGACCAGCCACACAAACCCGGGAAAACAGCACCAAUUCCGAGACUCAGGAGACUCCCACCUCUGUACUCAACAGUACUCUGUCUGCAGUGUGACCAGAAGAAAAUUGUGUGUGGAACUCAGAACAGAGAAAUAGACAUCUUUGACAUUCGCUCGGGGCGACAUGUGAGCACACUCACGGGACACAAGGGCAGUGUCCAGUGCUUGCAGUUCGAUGAAAAUAAGAUUGUCUCGGGAUCUUGGGACUCUACUUGCAUAGUAUGGGAUGUCGUUCAUGGCUCAGUGAUUCAGGAACUAGCGGGACACACUGGCUGUGUCUCUUGCCUGCAGUUCUGCGACGAAAAGCUAGUCACUGGAUCUCUUGACAAGAGUCUGCGUGUCUGGAGCACAUCCACAUGGGAAUGUAUCGCUGUCAUUUCACAGGCGCACAAUGGACCAGUGACGUGUUUAGCAUUUGAUGGCUCAAUCAUUGCAAGUGGAGGACACGAUAGGUGUGCGAAGCUCUGGUCACCAACCACAUACAAACUCCUUGCCAGUCUUCCCCAUCCUACCCCACUCACCUCCCUCCUGGUCUCCAAACUCCUCCUGGUGUCUGCAUGCCAGUCUGGCAGGAUCAAACUAUGGAGUCUCACUCCUUACACCUCAACUACCAGGGGAAUAUCUCGUUCCUCUCGAACCUUGCUCCCCGCCAGCCCAGAGGGAGUGGACUCUCUGGUGACCCACUGGCAGCUGGAGGACGGUGUCUACCUCACUCACAUGGUCCUGGAGGGAGACAAGAUUUUUGCAUGUGGAAGAGAACUGAAUGUGCAGUAUCCUCUUCCAGAGUUCAAUCAUUUGAAGAGGGUAAAGGGAGGAGAAAUCCCGAGGGUGCUGGUGUGUAGAUUGGAGUCACAGAAUGAGGAUGAGCAGAAGAGAUCCACUGCUCAACUAGAGAGCCUCCAUCUGAGGGGACUCGGGGUAACCUCCGUGGUGUGGGUACCCCGACUCCAGCCCAUUACCAGAACCCAAUACAACAGAGCCUCUGGGGCCUGGCCAACACACUUCCACGAAGACAAAGUGCUUGAAAAGGCACUCAGACAAGACAUGUUUUCACCACAAGAGCUGUGUGACAUCAGAAAAUUCAUGGAGACUGCUCUUGCUCUUCAUAAAACCUCUGGAAAUGAUGAGUUCUCUUCGAGUGUGAUUCUCGUUGAUCCCGACACGAAACAGGUGAUUGCACAGGCCACCACAGACACUUCCCACCCACUGAAGCAUGCCACGAUGCUCUGUCUGGACCAGUUGGCAUCAGUCCGGGGUGGAGGGGCAUGGGACAAGAAGGACCCACCUCUUUCUAGAGAGGGGGGACUACAGAAGGAGGGGGAGAAAGGUGUGGCCACUGAGAGAGGAGAUUGUCCUCCAGCCAAACGUCCCAAGCUCCAGUAUCUCUGUACUGGCUGUGACGCCUACUGUUCAGCUGAGCCCUGCAUCAUUCUGGCCUACAACUAG
Molecule: messenger RNA, 3208 nt
Organism: Geodia barretti
Lineage: Eukaryota; Metazoa; Porifera; Demospongiae; Tetractinellida; Geodiidae
Source: the annotation of a GenBank genome assembly